AGACCUCUGUGCAAGGCCCCUCGUCCGACCCCCCGACUAUCCGACAUCAGCAAAAUCAGCCAUGGCCGAACAGAUUGAGAAGGCUUACCAGAAGCAGCACCUCUUCCAGAACGCCAAGUUCAAGGGCGGCAAGAAGAUCUCGACGAAAGAGAAGAGGUGGUUCAAGGAUGUCGGCCUUGGCUUUAAGACGCCAGCGGAAGCCGUCACUGGCUCAUACAUUGACAAGAAGUGCCCUUUCACGGGUAACGUCUCCAUCCGUGGUCGAAUCCUGACUGGCCGUGUCGUUUCGACGAAGAUGACCCGGACGAUCAUCAUCCGGAGGGAUUACCUCCAUUACGUCCCCAAAUACAACCGUUACGAGAAGCGACACAAAAACUUGGCCGCCCACGUCUCGCCAGCCUUCCGUGUAGAGGUCGGUGACAUCGUGACAGUGGGUCAGUGCCGGCCUCUGUCCAAGACUGUGCGGUUCAACGUUCUCCGUGUUGCGAAGAACAAGGCUGCGGCGAAGGCAUUCGGGAAGUUCUAGGCGGCUGUUGUCGGAUGCGAGCGGGGGAUGCGGGGUACUAUGCUGUUUUACUACUUACUACUACAUCAUGUCGUGCUAUGCAUCUAUGCAAACCACCAUUGCACGUACUCCCGUGGCUGGAUCACAAGCUCUGUUACGUCGAACGGGAUGCAC
Molecule: messenger RNA, 679 nt
Organism: Gloeophyllum trabeum ATCC 11539
Lineage: Eukaryota; Fungi; Basidiomycota; Agaricomycetes; Gloeophyllales; Gloeophyllaceae
Product: 40S ribosomal protein S11
Exons: 6
Coding region: 62-526 (154 amino acids)
Biological process (GO): translation
Cellular component (GO): ribosome; cytosolic small ribosomal subunit
Molecular function (GO): structural constituent of ribosome
Source: RefSeq, a predicted model, not a curated record